AUGUCUGAGCCCAAAAGGAUCACACUCUACGCGGCAGUUGAUUCACCGUAUCCCCACCGGGUUCGUUUGGCCAUCGAGGAGGCCAAAGCCACGUACGAUACCAUCGUGAUCGACCUGUUGGACAAGCCAGAGUGGUAUGCACAGAAGGUCCCCUACCUCGUGUACGGCGGAUCCAAGCUGCAACCGGGCGGUGCACUCUCCGCUGACGCCGUCGGGAUCCCAGAGUCUCUAGUCAUUCUAGAGUUCAUCGCCGACAUCUUCCCAAACGCCCACCUCCUACCAGCGGACCCGACGCUCCGAGCUCGCGCCCGGCUCUUCUACAGCGGGCUCGAAGCGGGCCCGUUGGGCAAGGGGUCUGUUCUUGGCUUCCUCUUCCAAGGGACCCCUUUGGAAGAUCUUCUCGCGGGGCUGGACAAGUUUCAGAGCAAGCUCCCGCCCACGGGGUUCGCGGUGGGCGAAUGGUCCAUCGCCGACGCGGCCACUCUUCCCGUCCUGCUUCGCUUGCAGUUGGCGCUCAAGGAGGGCCUUGGCCUGCGCAGGCCAGAGGAUUUAAAGGAGGCGCAUGCGGCCAUCUUCGAGCCUGAAUCGGGCCCGAGGUUUGCGCGACUCCGUCAAUAUAUUGACGACAACCUGGCUCGCCCUAGCGUGGCCAGGUCGUGGGACCCAGCUGCGACGAAGGCGAAGUUUGAGCAACGUAUCAAGAUAGUCCGUGCGAAGGAUCCGACGGCGACCAGUAUGCCCCAUUAG
Trametes versicolor FP-101664 SS1 is the source of this 747-nucleotide messenger RNA. RefSeq lists its product as uncharacterized. The transcript has 5 exons. The record is from RefSeq and is a predicted model, not a curated record. Lineage: Eukaryota; Fungi; Basidiomycota; Agaricomycetes; Polyporales; Polyporaceae. Gene Ontology annotation, cellular component: cytoplasm. Bases 1 to 747 code for a protein of 248 amino acids.